AUGCCAAAUUUGGUCUAUUAUAUUAAUAAAAGGCAGAAGGAACUGGUUCCUCUACACCAACCUUCCGAGGAAGACAUCUUGUUCGGCUCCAUUCCUAAAAACGUUAGAGACGUUCUUCGACAGUUAACUGCUUCGAAGGCAGCCAACUCGGAGGAGAUGCUUUUUCGCGUGGCAAAGGAGAAUCACAUACAGAUCGAUGAGAUUCUGUUGUAUUGUGAAUGGCUUCAGGCAGAGAGAUACAACGGGCAUGGCUUGGCGUCGGCCCCAUUCUCGGAGAUUCCUGAAGAGAUAAAGGAGACGCUGAAGAGUCUGUUGAGAAUGAAUCCGACAGCAAAUGAGACAAUUAGGAAGAUAUGGGCAAGUCGAUUCACAAGCCGGAUCAUGGUGAAGCAGGAGGUGGUUCUCUCGUAUCUCAAGCAUUUGGAGGAGGAUGGAGUUGGUGGUGGUGACAAAGGCCAGUCCAGCUUAAGUGACAGUAGUAGAAAGCAAUUGACACGCACUACGACGGUUGCACUGCAUUCAUCAACCCAGGGCUCGGCAUUCCCUGGCGUCGCGCCCCAAGAGCAAUCUCGGAAGCAUUCAUCACCCUCGGUGCGAGAUGGACGCGAUAUCGCGAGCCGUUCUACAAUGCCUGUCCACACACCCGGGGCUCAGCACCACCACCAUAUUUCUAUCAAGCAUGGACACAACGGCAACGUUGCUGAAUCGCAUCCGACCAUUUUAGUCUCAACGUCGUCUACACUUGUUCACGAUGCGCGACCUCGGACACAUUCACUAUCACCAGUGCGAGAUGGACAUGACUACGCGAGGCGCUCUGCGACACUUGUUAACUCACCAGAGGCCAGGCAGCAGAACCAUAUUACCGGCAAUGACGAGCAUAUCACUGGUGCUGCCAGAUCUAGAGUGAAGCUACCCACACCAAUCUCGGUGUUGUCUGGGUCUGUACCGGUAGGCCAAGUACAAUCUCGCACGAACUCAGUAUCUCUGCUAUCCCCACUACAAGAUGGACCUGACGAUACGAGGCGUUCUGCGACGCUUGUUCGCACCCCGGAUAUGCAGCAUCAGACCCAAAUGGCAGGCGAGGACAAGAAUGGCGCUGGCAUCUAUAAUCCGACAACUGCAUUGACGGAGAUACGAGAGCAUCCCGUUUUACCCCAGACUCCGCAUUCCCCGCCGGUUUUUGAGACUGUUUUUCCUGUCACGUCCUGUAAUUCUAGAGACUCGCUCACCUCUGAGCAAGUCUUGCUCUGUCCGUCGGGGGAACUACGCAAGCCGACCCAAAACGUUGAGGAUCAGCACGCGAAUGUGCAGGCUGCAAUUACACCGGAGUCUGGACUAGGUAAUGAAGGACAUGUACAGCCCCGUGUUCCGCUGAUGUGUGUGCAUGGAGAAGAUGUAACGAAUAAUGACCGAGUCGAGAAUGUCGGAGAUCGAGCACAGAGCCGAUGGGACAAAACUACAGGGCCUAUCCGAGAGAAUCCAAUCAGUACCGUCAGACUGGAGGUGCCAUCCGAUGAUAUGAAUGGACGAGAAACGAGCACUGCCGGGAUCACUAACGAGGCUGCAAUGAGGACUAGUACCGUCUGUGCAGUCCUGAACAUGGAAAACGAGGUGAGUCCGGUCAAUCGUGAUCCUGGGAAAUAUUCAUGCAAUAUCGCAAACCAGGCGGUAAGAACGAAUAAGUUUGGCAGUGAGUCCCACACUGGAGACGAAGAGGGGAGCGAGCUCAAAGGCAUGGACGUUGCACCAGAGAGAUCAAAACAGUCACGUGAUGAUCCACCGGAACCAAGCGACCCGAGCAAGGAGACACACGAUGAAGCCAGAAUGGAUAUCGAUCUGGAGCCGCCUCCGAGGAAUAUGCGUGAGCUGAUCGCAUGGAUAGAGAAGCGUGAGGGCCCUCUGGACAACCUGCUCUUGAUUGGGGAGCAGAUCAAGGCAGGGAUGAAGAAAUAA
Molecule: messenger RNA, 1953 nt
Organism: Fomitiporia mediterranea MF3/22
Lineage: Eukaryota; Fungi; Basidiomycota; Agaricomycetes; Hymenochaetales; Hymenochaetaceae
Exons: 4
Coding region: 1-1953 (650 amino acids)
Source: RefSeq, a predicted model, not a curated record